Messenger RNA from Sporothrix brasiliensis 5110, 2445 nucleotides. RefSeq lists its product as uncharacterized. The coding region runs from base 1 to 2445 and encodes 814 amino acids. Gene Ontology annotation, biological process: regulation of DNA-templated transcription; DNA-templated transcription. Gene Ontology annotation, molecular function: zinc ion binding; DNA-binding transcription factor activity, RNA polymerase II-specific; DNA binding. The record is from RefSeq and is a predicted model, not a curated record. NCBI's taxonomy places the organism in Eukaryota, Fungi, Ascomycota, Sordariomycetes, Ophiostomatales, Ophiostomataceae. The transcript has a single exon.
AUGUCGUCAACGCGACCCCAGCGUCUGCUGCGCAUCUCCAAGGCCUGCGACUUCUGCCAUAAACGUCGCAUCAAGUGCCAGGACAACCCCGGCGAUACCCGCGGUCGCUGUCGCAAUUGUGCCGAGUUUGACAUCCCCUGCACCUAUGCGCGCCCAUCCCGUCGCGGCCGGGGCUCACCACAGCCGUCCCGGCCCGCAUCGGCCACGUCCUCGGGCCUCUCCAUCGCCGCCAGCAGCCUCGCAGACGGCAAACCCGUGCCACACCAUCCGCCAUCCCACCAACCACCUCCAUCACAGCCAUUACCACAGCCGCAUCGCCCGGCCCAGUCCGCCAUGCUCUCGCCCUCCGCCCCGCGCGUUACCAUGAGUGAGCGCACCACCAGCACCAGCUAUGGCGCGGACGAUCAGGGACCCGUUGCCAACGAGCGCCUCAGCUCCACGUGGCAAGCCUUUGCGCAUACCUCGACGCCCACGCUCAAACGCCUUGUCACCGUCUACCACGAGACCGUCUUUCCCAUCUUUCCCUUUUUUGACCCCGUCCGCCUGCAGCGCCGCCUUGACCAGCUCGAGCACGUCAGCAACCGCGCCUUCUUUUGUUCCGUCAUGGCCGCCUGUGCGCUGGCCUCGGCACGCGCCCGCGACGGCGCCCUCUCUUCGUCGACGAGCGGCGGCGGCAUCUCGGCGAGCCCAGGUAGUGCGGCAAGUGGCACAUCCAUUGAAAUGCCCCCCGAGAUGUUCUACGCGGCCGCUGAGGAGGCCCUGCCCAAGGACAUCUUGCAGUGCCGCGACUUUGACUACCUGCGUGCGCUGGCCUUGCUAAGCAUCGCCAGCAUCCAGGACGCCAAAAUCGCAGUCAUGCAAAAGUACAUUGGCCACUACUUUACCCUGUUGGCCAUCAACCAGUGGCACGACGAGGCCAACUGGUCCCCGGGCCUGACUCCCACAGAGAUCGAGGAGCGUCGCCGCCUCUACUGGUCCACGUACACCCUGGAUGUUUUCACGGCGAUCAUCUGGGACGGCUGCAUCCACUUCCAGGAGAGCCACGCCAAGGUCGAGUACCCAACAGGCGUGACGGAAGACCGCAACGGCCAGCCAACCGUACCGAAUCCAGCCUCCUUGUCGAACACUGCAAAUGUCGAUAGUUCAACUCGGCCGACCAACGGCCCCACCGACUCCCCCUCGUCAUCGUCCAUGCUACCAGGUAUUGUUACUGCCACGUCCCCACUGCCCGAUGCGGGCUCCUGGAUGAUCGGCUGGAACUACACCACCGACCUCUACCGCAUUCUCGAGCACAAUCUCAACAAGUUGCGCUCUCGGUCCUCCAAGUUCAACCUGCUCGGCGAGACCACCACCCCCGGCUCCUUCCGCGUCUCUAGCCAGGACCGCGUCUCCGAACUGUACGCGGCUCUGCCCAACGCCUUUAAGACGCUUCAGCCCGCCACCGGCGACCCAGCCCGCGACAUCUUCGGCUUCCAAGCCGCCAACAUCCAGGCCACCAUGGCCCUACUGGAGAUGGUCCACCUGUCGCUCGAGGUCGACGUCGACGUGGAGCGCAAGUGCUCUGUCGUGCACAAUGUCCUCCAGACCUUCCACCAGGUCCCCAAGGCCUACAUGCGCGCAAUCAGCACCCCGCUAAUCUACCACAUUGGCGGUAUCGGCGUCAUAUUGGGGUCGGUUAUGGAGGGUCCACUCUCAGAGAGCGCCUACCGUCUGGUGCGCGAUCUGCUUUUGUCCAUGGCCAUGCUGCUCGAGAGUCUAGAGGCCUUUUUGCACCGUGGCGCCGGCGCCGGAGCGCGGCUGCGGUCGCUCGUUGCUCGGCUGGAGGGUUUCUACUCUGACGUACGCAACCAAAUCGACAACGGCGCCAAUACCAACGGGGCCACUGCCUUCACCGCACAGCCAUCAAGCGAAGCCUCGGCAUCGAACCUACAACGAACACAGCAGCAGCAAAAGCAAAAGGGUCAGCAACAGCAAACGAUACCAUCGUCUCAGCAGCAGACACAACCCCAGCUGGAGAUGAACAGCUCCUUCGGACCGGAGGCCGUGUCCAUUCCACAACCACUGCCUUCGGAGGCUCUUAACCAGCAAGACUACCAGCAGCCGCAGCAGCGACAGCAACAACAAUACCGACCAAUACAACAGCAGUUUGGCCAGCCUCGGCCCCUGUCUCCCUCAACCGGCGCCAAUCCCACUGCCGCGUAUGCUGCCGCGGCUUCCAUGUACGAUCCACAACAGCAACAGCAACAGCAACAACAGGCCGCCGGUUCGGGUACACCCAGUGGCUUGUCGCCUAGCUCGGCCGCACCUGGCACGUGGGUCGCGGCGCCUGGUGCCGCGGGUGUUGCCCCCGACGUCAACAUGCAGAUGCAGCUGCAGCUACCGGACGAGUUUUUGCAGGACUGGACCUGGCCCUUUGCCGUGUCCAACAACUACCUGUCCUUUUAA